Molecule: messenger RNA, 1007 nt
Organism: Leptidea sinapis
Lineage: Eukaryota; Metazoa; Arthropoda; Insecta; Lepidoptera; Pieridae
Exons: 6
Coding region: 249-908 (219 amino acids)
Cellular component (GO): lysosome
Molecular function (GO): cysteine-type endopeptidase activity
Source: RefSeq, a predicted model, not a curated record
AAAGGUUCGUCAACGAUUACAAAAGGGAUUAUGUAAGUGAUGACGAGAAGGCUUACAGGUUCAACGUGUUUGUUGAAAACUUGAAAAGAUUUAACGAGCAGAAUCAACGGAGUAGCCGCGCAGUGUCCGGAAUCAAUAAGUUCGCAGACUUGACUAAGGAAGAGUUUAAAAAGUACUAUACGGGAUUACUAAUCAAUGGAACAACUGAUUUGCAAGCGGGGUGUCAAGUUAAGAUUGGACCAGUAAAUAUGACUGAUUAUGUACCAGAUUCAUUUGAUUGGCGGGACAAGAAUGUUGUUACUCCCGUGAAAAAUCAAGGCGCUUGUGGCUCCUGCUGGGCAUUCAGUUGUAUAGGUAGCGUCGAGAGCCAGUACGCCAUCAAGAAUCAGAGGCUAGCUUUAUUUUCGGAGCAGCAGUUGGUUGACUGUGAUGACCGCUCGUUUGGAUGCGCUGGCAGCAUGGGCAUUGAUUAUCCCUUUUUAUAUUUAAUGGAGAAAGGUGGCUUGCUCGAGAGUGAUUAUCCCUACAUCGGUAUGGAUGGUGUCUGCCAAUAUAAACAGGAGAAGGUCCAAGUGAAGCUGAGCGGUUGCAGGAGCCUAGUUGUCAAUGGCGAUGAGGAAAAAUUGAAGGCAUUGAUAUACAAGUAUGGACCGGCUAGUAUUGCUGUUGCUGCUUCGGAGCUUAAGUCUUAUCGUGGAGGAAUUGUAAGCGAUUAUACAUGCUAUGAUUAUUCUGUCAACCAUGCUGUACUGCUUGUGGGAUAUGGAUCAGAAGGUGGCGUACCGUACUGGAUUGUGAAAAACUCCUGGGGUUCUGAGUGGGGAGAGAAUGGGUUCUUCAGGAUGCAGCGAGGAGUAAACUGCUUGAAUUUAUUAGUAGCAGAACCUGUGCAGGCAAUAGUGGAGUGAAAUAUGGAGAGAUAUAAUUGAUUCUUUAAACAUCGAUAGUGUUGAUUUGCGUUUCUAAUAAUAUCCUGCUUAUAAUCAUUUAAUUAUUGUUCAUUUGAA